AAAAUUUUGAUAUUUAUAAAUGAAGUGCAAAACCACCUCACUAUCAAGAAAGCUUGCACGUCCUUUCCAAGAAUUUGAUAUUUCGUUGCACAUGAACUUGUUAAUAAUUUGCAUUCAUCGCAUAACCUCACAUUUGUAAGAGCCGAAAAAUGCAGCCAGCUUGCAACAACUAAGCACAAACCCUUAUAAAUAUUCACACCAGCAUUAAAUCCAUUCCCAUCUCUUGCAAAAAGCAGGAAUGGCAAUUUCCCACCAAAAAUUAUUUACAGCAAUUCUUAUUUUAUGCAACACAAUCCCAGUCCAUGUUUACUCCCGCGGCCCUGUUUACAGGCCUCCGGAUGUUGAGAGAUUAACCGAUAGUUUUACUCGAUUAUCGGUUAAUCAGAGCUGCAACGUGUUCUUCGGAGGGGCCAACGUGCAUGUGGCGAGCAACGGGAGCAAUGCUGAGCUGAGUUUGGACAAGUCCUCAGGUUGUGGCUUGUCGUCCAAAAACAAAUACUACUACGGAUUCUUCAAUGCGGCUAUGAAGCUGCCUGCCGGUUUUACAUCAGGAGUUGUGGUGGCAUAUUAUCUAUCGAAUUCCGAUGCAUUCCCCCACAACCAUGACGAGAUUGAUUUCGAGCUGCUCGGGCACGAGAAGAGAAGGGAAUGGGUGCUGCAGACCAACAUGUAUGGCAACGGAAGCGUAAGCACCGGAAGGGAAGAGAAGUUCUACCUGUGGUUUGAUCCGACGCAGAGCUAUCACGACUACAGCAUUCUUUGGAACAAUCACCACAUAGUGUUUUUGGUGGAUAAUAUACCUGUAAGAGAAGUCAUUCACAGUGAUGCUAUAUCCUCUGCUUAUCCAUCAAAGCCAAUGUCAGUUUACGCGACUAUCUGGGACGGAUCACAGUGGGCAACUCGUGGCGGGAAAUACCCCGUCGAUUACAAGUAUGCACCGUUUGUGGCAUCAAUGGGAGGGAUUCAAAUGGAGGGCUGCAUCUUCAACACCAAGGAUAUGGCUCCUUUGUGUUCAAGAAGCAGCCUGUCGAGCUUAGACCCCGUUGACGGGGAGCGCUUUGCUAAGCUGUCUAGCCAGCAAACUAGAGGGUUGGAAUGGGCUAGGGGAAAGCACAUGUUCUACUCAUAUUGCCAAGACAAGUCCAGAUACAAAGUUAUGCCACCAGAAUGCAAUGGAAAAUAGUAGGAAGAAAUCUUCUAGUUUGAUUCUUUUUGAAUAAAUUAUAGACUAUUAUAAAGAUGGAGAUCAAAUAACAAUUGAUGUAUUACCAAAUAACAAUCUGCAUAUAGAAUUUCAUUCAUAUGUAAACAUAAAAUAUCACACAUUUUAUUGCACCAGAAUAUGUAGAUGACUUAGAUUGCAACAUAAUUUAUUGAUGAUGUUUAUUA
Molecule: messenger RNA, 1389 nt
Organism: Salvia miltiorrhiza (redroot sage)
Lineage: Eukaryota; Viridiplantae; Streptophyta; Magnoliopsida; Lamiales; Lamiaceae
Product: probable xyloglucan endotransglucosylase/hydrolase protein 33
Exons: 4
Coding region: 239-1183 (314 amino acids)
Biological process (GO): xyloglucan metabolic process; cell wall biogenesis
Cellular component (GO): cell wall; apoplast
Molecular function (GO): xyloglucan:xyloglucosyl transferase activity; hydrolase activity, hydrolyzing O-glycosyl compounds
Source: RefSeq, a predicted model, not a curated record